UAAGAAUAUAUAACAUCCGCACGAAGAAAACGAUAACAGUGCAUGGUGGAUUUAUAUCCACAGGACCAUGGUGGGAAACUCAAAUAAAAGUUGGCAAGAAAGGCCGAAAUGUACGAUUCAUGAUCGGGUACCCAUCAUACAAACUGCGACAGAAUGCAACAGAAGAUAUAGUUGCUUUGUUUCUCACUAAGGGAUGCGAAAUAGAUGGCGUGCACGUUCACACAUUCACUGAGACAAUAAAACAAAUGGGACUGAAACUGAACUUCGCUGAUCUGGAAGAAACUGUUUCACGUUUUGAGAAAGUGAAGGAAGAGUAUGUGCCAAUAGCCGCUAUGAUUAGAAGUAGCAUAAUGGGGACAGCGGAAGGUAUGCUUGUUUUGAAAGCGCUGAAGUUCAAUAAGCUCUUAUGGUACUUGCCUAAACUACUUCCUAAACAUGCCGUGAAUAUAUUGAGCAAUAAAGAUGAUGAACAUCUUGAAAAACUUGAAACUGUGAUGGUUGAAGAGCCGUGGACUUUUGGAUUUUCUCAGAUGCUUCGUCAUUAUCGAGUCAUAGGUUGUGAAGCCACCCUGGAAUCUUACAAUCAGUGUGACCUGAUAAAAGAAAUGCCGCAGAAUUCACAAGAUGCCCUCUACAUAUAUCAUGUUCUGAAGUUCAGCUGCCAAAAAUAUGGUCAUACGUUCUUGUUUGAGUUGUCUUUGAAACGGAGCAAAGCCUUUCAAGGUUACCGUGUGAAAAACUGGAAAAAAGCAUACGAGUUUCUAGAAGAACACAACGUGAUUGUACGAGAGGAAAACCGAGUUUACCUAAAGAGAUAUUGGUGCUGUGAAAGAAACAUUGCAAGAUAUUUAACAAAGUUACAAGCAAACGGUAAAUGGGAGAUAGAAUUUGACUGGGCAGGUCAUCUCGAUUUUCAGGAUGAUCCAGAGCAGCAGCAAGCAGCCAAACUGAUGUGUCUUAAUCCAAUCACAGUGAUGUCUGGCAAAGGCGGGUGCGGCAAAACACAUGUGGUGAGCAUCGUAUUUAAAGAAGCAGAGAAAAGGUUUUUGAAAAUGAAUGAAGAGGAAACAGGGGAAGAUGAUGUUUCCAAAGAAACUGAGGACUUUGAUGGAAAAAAUGUUGAUGAGAGUUACGAGCAAGAAGUUGAUACGCCAAAUGAGAAAGAUGAAAAGAAUGACUCGGGUCCCAAAGGCCCGCACAUACUUCUUACGGCACCGACUGGUAAAGCUGCAUCCUUGCUUGGUAGACGAACCAAACUACCAUCGUUUACACUUCACCAAGUUAUGUACAGCUUUUACCAUACAGAGAAAGAUGAGUACGGUAAGCCAAAGGAUUGGAAAUACUCAAAUGUCCAUGCUUUGAUUGUUGACGAGUCCAGCAUGGUCUCCGUACAAGUCUUUUCGACAGUUCUCAAGUUUCUAAUGGAAUACUCCAAGUUAGAAAAGAUAGUUUUUCUCGGCGAUAUCAACCAACUCCCAUCUAUUGACCCUGGCAACUUUUUAAGUGAUCUGUAUAAAGCGUACUCGCUUCUUGGAUGUAGCAUUUCUCUUCUAACCAAUCAUAGGACAGAAUCAGCUUUGAUUGUGAAGAACGCAACUCAGAUCUCAAACCAAUGGAUGCCUGUGUUUGAUUCCAACCAUGGUUUCCAUGAAGUGACGGUAGACAGUAUGAAUGAUGUUACCAUGGAUACUUCAACGAUAACGCCAACUCAAGAGGAGACUGAAUCCUUCAGUAUUGAUGAAGCAGUUAGAAGAUUACUCAGACAGAAAGAUGAAAGUCUUCAGGACCAUACCAGAUCACAGUUUGUCGCGUUUAGACGGAAUGACUGCGAUAGAAUUAACGAGCUCUGCUGCAAACACUACGCAGGUCACUUAACGAAAACUGCUAAAAACAGACUAGAUUUCCGGGAAGGUGACAAGAUAUGUAUGACUAAGAAUGCCAGUGUGUUUGACAUUGCUACUGAAAGUCCUGUCAGACUCUGCAAUGGAGAGAUCUUCUUUAUAAAGGAAUAUGUGGAACAGAAAGAUGCAAAGAACCGAAAAACGAGCAAGGUGACACUCGAUGAUGGCGAACGGUCUGUAUGUGUAGAUUUUGGUGAAGUCAAAAGGAGAUGUAAAGUAAAACAUGCAUGGGCCAGAACCAUACAUACCUACCAAGGCUCUGAAUCGGAAACCGUUAUCUACCUGGUCGGUGGGAAAUCACCGUAUCAAAACUGGCAACAUGUUUACACUGCUGUUACGCGAGGCAAGUGUCAAGUCUACGUGGUCAGUUCGAAGAGCCAACUAUGUAGUGCUAUAAACAAGAAACCAGACAAGCGAAAUACACGGUUAUAUGCAUUGUUGUCUGAGAAACAAACAGAUGGGAGUGAGUCAGUGAACGAUCAAAGCUGUGAUUCCAACGUCUCAAUGGUACAUCGGAAACGUUUGUUUGCUAAAGACUCUGAAAUGGACACUGCUGAUUAUGGUUGCAUGGCAACGACUGGUUCAAGCUACUGGUCAGCGAGACCAACUGGAGGCAAGUUUGGGAUUGCAGGAACUUUGUCACAGACACAGAAUGUAGAGGUCAAUAGUCAAAGGUUAGAGGCCACAGGUGACAAAUUCCCAACUAUAAAUGCAGAAGUGCAAAAUGGUGAAGAUUGGGACGAAGAUUGGAGUGAUGAGUUUGGAGACAAACUUUUAGCAUUUGAACAAACGUUUCUUUCCACACAAAAAGAACAAGCUGCAUCGUCUUCCAUUUCAUCUGCCAAAUUAACGAAUGCCAAGGAAAUUGAUCAGAAACUGUCAGCUAAAAGCAAUCCAGUACAACUACCUGCAAAAACUCAAUCUAGAAGUUUUCGUGAUUUCAGAGAUGUAACAACCCCGACCAAGAGGUCAAUUUUCUGCGAAAGGAAUACGCAAAAGUACCCAUCAAAUCUUUGUGAAGUAAAAGCAAGUGAAAUUGCUUGCACCGAGUCAUCUGAGGAUAGCAGCUCUGAUGAUGAAUCAAUUUUGACACCAUCCAAAGGCAGAGCCCUGUCAGGUCAAAGUUCAUUACCAAUGACACCCACCAGAAAUGCAUUAUCAUCUCUGAUUCUAAAUUCACCGAGUCAGUCACAGAAACGUGUUGCAGACGGAAACAUCCAGUCACCUCCUAAAAUUAAGCGACUAUAA
Messenger RNA from Saccoglossus kowalevskii, 3149 nucleotides. RefSeq names its product DNA helicase B-like. The record is from RefSeq and is a predicted model, not a curated record. Lineage: Eukaryota; Metazoa; Hemichordata; Enteropneusta; Harrimaniidae.